Molecule: messenger RNA, 4026 nt
Organism: Daphnia pulicaria
Lineage: Eukaryota; Metazoa; Arthropoda; Branchiopoda; Diplostraca; Daphniidae
Gene: timeout
Product: protein timeless homolog
Exons: 15
Coding region: 99-3821 (1240 amino acids)
Biological process (GO): DNA repair; DNA replication checkpoint signaling; replication fork arrest
Cellular component (GO): replication fork protection complex
Molecular function (GO): DNA binding
Source: RefSeq, a predicted model, not a curated record
CGAUUUUUCAGCUUAGUUUUGGCGGUUAUGUUGGCGACUGAACACAAGUUUCGGUCUUAAUUUUUAUUGUUUGUAAAAUAAUUGUUUUGUUUUAUAAAAUGGUAACACCUUUCAUGAAAGCAGAAUUAACUGCUGCAGUUACCAGUUUGGGUUAUACAGAAGGAAAUAAAUAUUUCAAAGAUCAAUAUUGCCUUGAGGCCCUGAAGGAUUUGAUUCGCUAUCUUCGAAGAGAUGACGAUACCAUCGGAAUCAGAAGAGAACUUGGACAGAUGAAACUUGUUCAGACUAAUCUGAUACCUAUUCUUUGUGAAUAUCACAGUGAUGAAGCCUUGUUUGAUGUUGCACUUCGUCUUCUCGUGAAUCUAACAAAUCCAACCCUGUUGUUAUUCAACGAAGAGAUGCCAACUGAUAAAGUUGAGAGAAACUAUUACCUGCAACAUGUUGGCCAUUUACAGAGUUACAAACCAGUUCUAGCAUCUGAUAAAUUUUGGAUGGUUUUAACUGAUAAACUCAAGCUGCUUUUAGUCAAAGAGCCAGAAGAUCGAAUGGAAGAUGACAAGCUGUUAACAGAAAGAAUUCUCAUUUUGAUAAGAAACAUCUUAGAUAUCCCUAUUACACCUGAAGACGAAAAAAGAACAGAUGAUGACGCAAGUGUACACGAUCAGGUGCUAUGGUCCAUGCAUCUCUCUGGAAUGGAAGAUGUUAUCAUUUAUCUCGCGUCUAAUGAAAAUGAGCGUCACUUUUGCAUGCAUGUUAUGGAAAUCAUUUCUCUCAUGCUACGUGAGCAGAAUCCCGCUUCUCUUGCUCAAACAGCUGCCCAACGUUCAGUUGCUGAAAAACAGAAGGACACGGAAGAACUGGUGGCCAUGGUUCAAAAAGAAAGCAGCGAACGGGAAGCUAGAUACAAAAAGAUGACCGCCUCUAGAAGUUCCAUAUUUCGUGGAACUUUCUGCGUGAAAGAUGUCAAGUCGAUCACUGACAAAGACCUAAUCGUUCACCGAACUUUGACUGAUGGUAAACCCAUCGAUUUCCACCAGAACAAGACAGGCAAAAGAAAAGCCAAAAACCGGAUGCCUCUGCCCAGCUGCAAUGUGACACGCAAGUCGACCCUCUCCAUUCGUUUAAUGCUGAAAGAAUUCUGUCUCCAAAUGUUGAAUGGCGCCUACAACUCCCUGAUGCACAUCGUCAAAGACUGUCUGGUUCGUUUGAAAACCCAAGAUCACGAUGAAACUUAUUACUUAUGGGCCGUAAAGUUUUUCAUGGAAUUUAACCGCAAUUGCGGUAAAUUUCGGGUCGAAUUGGUCAGUGAGACCAUGUCGAUUGGGUUAUUCCAUUACAUCCAGAACCAGGUUCAAACUUAUUCGGAAUCAAUUACGGUAGACAAGAAGAAAGCUGCUCUAUGGUCCCGUCGGCUCAAUGUCGCUCUGUGUGCCUACCAAGAGUUAUUGAUGACGCUCAACGCCAUGGAUAAAUACGGCUCUGAAUCCAUCCGCAAUUCGUCUCGAGUCCUUAAAAGCAACGUCUUUUAUGUGCCAGAGUAUCGUGAGAUGUGCCUCGUUUUGCUCCUAAACUACAAAGAAAAUCAACACUCGCUGACCUACCUGAAAGAUUUGGUCGAAACCAAUCACAUCUUCUUGAAACUCUUUGAACAGUUCGCAAAGGGCAAUCGUCAUCUGGUCGUCCAGAACAAGUCAAAAGUGCCUCAGAAGCGGAAGAAGAGCAAACCGAAGAAAAAGAAGUCGGAGGAGGAAGAAACGCCCCCGCCAAUUUUCGACGAGAUUGCCGUGGAGAUCAGCUCUGCCUUACAAGAAAAACCUUCUCUAACGGACGACGUUGUUCCCUUUGACGCCGCCUCCGAUCUCCCGAUGGAUGAUCAAAGGGUUAUAGCCAUGGGAAAAAUCGUAAAACUGCUGAAAGAAUCCAAAUCCCAUCUGGCUGUGGCUCUACUGCGGGCUUGUCGUGAAGUUUGGCCGGAAGGGGAAGUCUUUGGUGCUCCUGAAGUGGGUCCAGAAGACGAGCUGCUUCUUUUACGCGAACUCUAUCAUACCGAAUUACCGAAUGUUGCAGGGGAGGAGCCCAAUGCCGAAAGCGAAGAAGAAGAUGCUGACAACAAAGAAACGGAGGAAGAAGAAGAGGAGAUGUCGACAGUCAGACGGAGUGAAAAAGAACUUCAAUUUGAAGAGUUUAUUCGCAGAUUCGCUCACAAAAACGUCGUCAAAAGUUACUGCCAUCUCUUGCGAAGUUACUCCACCAACACGACUUUGACAAACCACUGCGUGAUCAAAAUUCUCCACCGGAUCGCCUUCGAUUGCAAAAUGCCCGCCAUGAUUUUUCAGUUGUCCAUUUUCAAGACAUUCCAGAAAAUUAUGGACGAUCCGCGGGCCAAAACUGAAACUACUGUCAAAGAAUUGUACAAGUUUGCUAUUUACAUCAUGAGAAAAUUUGCGGAAACGGCAGAAGUCAACCCGAAAAUCUUUGUGGAACUGUUGUUCUGGAAGACGGCCCGCGAGGCGGCCGAGAUCGAAGUCGGUUACGGCAAUGUCCAAGACCCCAGCUCGCGUUUUGGCUGGAGCGAAGAGGAAGAAGAUGAAUUGCAGCGGCUCCAUCAAGAAUUCAGAGACGUCCAAGAAGGGGAAGGAGACGUCGUGGAUCGAAUCAUGGCCAAUCUGAUCAAUCAGACCCGCAGUCGACGAGUCAUCAUCAAGAAAAUGAAAGAAAUGGGUCUCAUUAUGGACGCCAAAAGCUUGGCUAAGACGAAACGAUCCUCCAAAAUCCGCCCGUCCAAAGAAUGGACUGAACACGAAGUGGAGGAGCUCAGACGCAUUUUCCCUGAAGUUCGCGAAUCAUCAGAUCCACUUGGAAUGCUUAUCGACCGGCUGCCCGUCCGGCGUGCCAAGAAUCGCGUCCGCGAAAAAAUCAUCGAGCUGGGCCUGGUGGAAGACGUCAAAGAGUUACGAAAGAAACGUCCAGGUAAAUCAGCCAGAAGCAAGGAAUCGAACCGCGAUGAAUCGGAUUCGGAGGACGGCCGAGCCGAGCCCAGGGAAGGACCUGCCGGACUGGUGGAUUCCGAGUCAGACGAAAGUGAAGAGUCCGACGAAGGGGAAAGCGACAACGAGCCUGUCAGCAAGACGAAGGAGCUCAAGACUCGACAUCGACCCAAACAGUACGGAUUCGCCUUGAAGAAAAGCGAUUAUUUUAGUCCCGAAAUGUUAGCAGCGCCACUCCGGCAACUUGUCAGCGACGGCCGUAAAGAAGGCUUAGCCUGGUUGGUCGAGUGCCUGAGUGAAACCCUCGAGGAUCGUGAAGAUGGAGAAGGCGAUGAGGAGGCCAUCCCUAUAGUCCCGCUCACGGACAUUUCCAACGACGCCAUGGAGGACCACACCUUUUUGAAAUUUAUCGCCAAAUUGGGAUUGGCUCCACCCGCCAGCGAACAAGAGCAAUUCUGGCGCAUCCCUUCCACAUUGACUUCAGCUGAUCUACGUUCCAGGAUCGAUUUUCUAAAAGGGGCGACCGAUUCCGUAAGUGACGGAGAUGCCAUGGACGAUUUGGCCGGACCGGUCGAAACGAUUGCCAACACCAACAGCAGCAGCAGCGCGAAACGAGUGGCUGACGAUCCAAUCCCUUUGGGCUCUCAAAAGCGUCGCCGCAUCAUCAAUUCGGAAUCUUCAAACAGCGAAAGCGAAGAACCGCCACCGGAGAAACUGCAAGAUGUUGAACAACAAAAGGUCGAGGCUGUUGUUGAUGCCGAAACUCCGUCGACAGCUGCGUCAACAACAAGUCGCAAACGGUUCGCCAUCGUCGAUAGUAGCGAUUCCGAAUGAAAUGAUUUCGAUUCUUUCGAAAAAUACGCACAUGAGGAAUUACAACAACAACAAAAGAAAGAAAAGUUGCAGCGGAAACAAUCAAUGGCUUUGUUUGUCUCCGCUUUUUUUCAACUUUUUUAUUUUUUCUCAAUUCUCCACUUGGAACGUAUAUUGAAAUAAGUUUGUUUAUCGUCUCUUUGCCAAAUACACGGGCUUAACCAAG